Molecule: messenger RNA, 513 nt
Organism: Hyaena hyaena (striped hyena)
Lineage: Eukaryota; Metazoa; Chordata; Mammalia; Carnivora; Hyaenidae
Gene: FAM241B
Product: family with sequence similarity 241 member B
Exons: 3
Coding region: 111-473 (120 amino acids)
Cellular component (GO): intracellular membrane-bounded organelle
Source: RefSeq, a predicted model, not a curated record
UGGGAGGAAGCGGCCUGGGAGCCGCGGGGAGUGGACGCAGCCGAGGCCCGGGAGCCGCGCCCGAAGGUCUGGAAGGGUGCAGCCCAGGACGGCCCUUAGCUCGCGGGAGGAUGGUGCGGAUCUUGGCCAAUGGGGAAAUCGUGCAGGACGACGACCCUCGCGUCAGGAACACUGCCCCUUCACGCAGCAGCACCCCCCGACAGAGCUUUCUCAAUAGGGGCCAUGGUGCCCCCCUGGGGGGUUCCGGUCCUCGCCAGCAGCAGGCAGGUGCCAGGCUGGGUGCUGCUCAGUCCCCCUUCAAUGACCUCAACCGGCAGCUGGUGAACAUGGGCUUCCCCCAGUGGCAUCUGGGCAACCAUGCGGUGGAGCCGGUGACCUCCAUCCUGCUCCUCUUCCUGCUCAUGAUGCUGGGUGUGCGGGGCCUCCUGCUGGUGGGCCUCGUCUACCUGGUGUCCCACCUUAGUCAGCGGUGACCUCCGGCAGCCAGUGGGGCAGGCAUGCAGGAGAGGGAGU